GGGAGUCAUUCUGUCUCACUUGAGAGGAGGCUGGGAGAGACGGAGCAGUGCUCUCGGAGCGUGAAGGGCAGGUGCUGCGCCCCUGAGCUCCCCCAGUAUGUGGCUGGGGCUUCUUCUGACCACCACUUUCCUCCUUUCUCCAGUUCCAGUAAAUGCUAUCAAAGAACUCCCUGGAGUAAAGAACUAUGAAGUGGUUUAUCCCAGAAGACUCCAUCCAGUACAUAAAAGAGAAGUCAAGGAGGCAGAACAACAGGAAAAAUUUGAAACUGAAUUGAAGUAUAAAAUUACAGUUAAUGGGAAAAUUGCAGUGCUUUACUUGAAAAAAAACAAGGAUCUCCUUGCACCAGGUUACAUGGAAACACAUUAUAAUUCCACUGGAGAGGAGGUCACCACAAGCCCACAAAUAAUGGAUGACUGUUAUUACCAAGGACACAUCAUUAAUGAAAAAGUUUCAGAUGCUAGCAUCAGCACAUGUAGGGGACUAAGGGGCUACUUCAGUCAGGGAGAUCAAAAAUACUUCAUUGAACCUUUAAGCCCUACAAAUCAGGAUGGACAGGAACAUGCACUCUUCAGUUAUGAUCCAGAGGAAAAGACUAACAGCACCUGUGGGACAGAUGACAUACCACAGGCACACGGAUCUCAGCAGAGUAUGGUUCUACCUGCCACCAGUCUGGUGAAAUCAAAAGACCAGAAGGCUCUGGAACAUAAGAAAUACGUAGAAUAUUAUUUGGUCCUGGAUAAUAGUGAGUUUAAAAAGUACAAUCAAGAUCCAGAGGAAAUAAGAAAGAGGGUGUUUGAAAUGGCCAAUUACGUCAACAUGCUUUAUAAAAAACUCGAUACUAAUGUGGCCUUAGUCGGUAUGGAAAUCUGGAAUGAGGGGGAUAAAAUAAAAAUAAGUCCAAAUGCAAGCUUCACCUUGGAAAAUUUUUCUAAAUGGAGGGGAAGUGUCCUCCGAAGAAGAAAGCAUCAUGAUAUUGCACAAUUAAUCACAGCAACAAAACUUUCUGGGACAACUGUGGGCCUUGCUUUCAUGUCUACAAUGUGCUCUCCUUAUCAUUCUGUUGGCAUCGUUCAGGACCACAGUGACAACAUGCUUAGAGUAGCAGGGACCAUGGCCCAUGAAAUGGGUCAUAACUUUGGAAUGUUUCAUGACUCCUAUGUUUGCAAGUGCCCUUCUACAAUAUGUGUGAUGGACAGAGUACUAAGCUUCUAUAUACCCACAGACUUCAGUUCCUGCAGCCGUGUCAGCUAUGACAAGUUCUUUGAAGAUAAAUUAUCAAAUUGCCUUUUCAACGCUCCAUUGCCUAGAGAUAUCAUAUCCAUCCCAACCUGUGGGAAUCAGCUGGUAGAAAUGGGAGAGGACUGUGAUUGUGGGACUCCCGAGGAAUGUACCAACAUUUGCUGUGACGCUAAAACUUGUAAAAUCAAAGCAAGUUUUCAAUGUGCAUUAGGAGAAUGCUGUGAAAAAUGCCAGUUUAAGAAGGCUGGUGCAGUGUGCAGACCAGCAAAAGAUGAGUGUGAUCUGCCAGAAAUGUGUGAUGGUAAAUCUGGUGUUUGCCCUGAUGAUAGAUUCCGAGUCAAUGGCUUCCCCUGCCAAAACGGGGAGGGCUACUGCUUGAUAGGGAUGUGCCCCACGCUGCAGGAACAGUGCACCGAGCUGUGGGGACCAGGGACCAAGGUUGCAGACAAAUCGUGUUACAGCAGGAAUGAAGGUGGGUCAAAGUAUGGGUACUGUCGCAAAGUGGAUGACACACACAUUCCCUGCAAAUCAACUGAUGCCAUGUGUGGGAAGUUGUUCUGUCAAGGUGGGUCAGAUACUUUGCCUUGGAGAGGACAUAUUGUAACUUUCCUGACAUGUAAAACAUUUGAACCUGAAGACAGCAGUCAAGAAGUAGGCAUGGUAGCCAAUGGAACCAAGUGUGGAAACAAGAAGGUUUGCAUUAAUGCAGAAUGUGUAGAUAUUGAAAGAGCCUACAAAUCAACCAAUUGCUCCUCCAAGUGCAAAGGACAUGCUGUGUGUGACCAUGAUCUCCAGUGUCAGUGUAAAGAAGGAUGGGCCCCUCCUGAUUGUGAUGACUCUUCAGUGGUCUUCCAUUUCUCCAUUGUGGUUGGGGUGCUGUUUCCUAUGGCUGUCAUAUCGGUGGUGGUUGCUAUAGUAAUCUGGCACCAAAGUACCAGAAGAAAGCAGAAGGAAGUCCAGAGGCCACUGUCUACUACUCACAACAGGCCUCGCAGACAGAAGAGGAACCCACAGACGGAGAAGGAUGUUCAGCCCCAAGAGAUGAGUCAGAUGAAGCUCCAUGCACCUGAUCUGCCAGUAGAGGGCAAUGAGCCUCCAGCUUCUUUUCUAAUUACAAAGCCAGAUUUUCCACCACCACCGAUUCCUACAUCUGUGUCAACCUCUUUCCUUCAUAAUGCCACGAAGGUACUUCCCUCUACUGUUUUUAAAGACAAAAUAAUGUCAACACCUAAGGGUUCCAAUCCAAAUGUCUGA
Enhydra lutris kenyoni (northern sea otter) is the source of this 2494-nucleotide messenger RNA. RefSeq names its product ADAM metallopeptidase domain 28. NCBI's taxonomy places the organism in Eukaryota, Metazoa, Chordata, Mammalia, Carnivora, Mustelidae. Gene Ontology annotation, cellular component: plasma membrane. The record is from RefSeq and is a predicted model, not a curated record. Gene Ontology annotation, molecular function: metalloendopeptidase activity. The transcript is spliced from 24 exons. Bases 98 to 2494 code for a protein of 798 amino acids. Gene Ontology annotation, biological process: proteolysis.